AUGCAUAUCAACAUCAAUCUCGUCAAUCAACCAUCAGAAACACUUCUCCCGCCUUCGGGAGCAGUCUGCUACGAUCCAGUCACAAGGAAAGCUCUCGCGCCCGAGCCAGAGCCCCAAACUAAACGACACCUGUACUUCGCCUACGGAUCCAACCUGUCCCCUUCACAAAUGAAACAGCGGUGUACGAUCAACCCAGCUGUCUCCGGCAAACCUGUGGCGAUUGCCAUCCUGCCCAAAUGGCGCUGGCUGAUCUGUGAAGCGGGGUACGCCAAUGUCCUCCCACCGCCUGAGAUGCGCGUGGGGUCUCAAGACAGCGACAUUGCGAACAAGAUCCCUGCCUCGGGGGACAUUGACGCAGUGUACGGGGUUCUUUACGAAAUGGACGCAGGUGAUGAGUUCAUUCUAGACGGUUAUGAAGGUGUAGACCACCAAGCGGACGACGCCAAUGGGACUAAAGUUCCGAUUGACGUCCGGCCGAAGGAGCAAGGAGAGGGUGACUACAACAAGUGGUAUCUCCCAGCGGAGAUAGUUGAGUGGAUUGGAGGCGAUGAUCAUCCGUUGAAGAUGGAGAAGGGAGCACUAGUUCCUACGCUUGUGUAUGUGGAUGAGGAGCGGGUGAUCCUCGCGCCGCCCAAGGCCGAGUAUAUUCCUCGAAUGAACCGGGCUAUUCGGGAAUGUGAGGCGCUUGGGGUUCCAGGAGAUUGGCUUGAGGAAGUUCUGAGGAAGUUCAUCCCGAAGGAAUAG
This is a messenger RNA of Penicillium maclennaniae, 744 nucleotides long. Its product is annotated as gamma-glutamylcyclotransferase family protein. The record is from RefSeq and is a predicted model, not a curated record. The transcript has a single exon. Gene Ontology annotation, molecular function: gamma-glutamylcyclotransferase activity. Lineage: Eukaryota; Fungi; Ascomycota; Eurotiomycetes; Eurotiales; Aspergillaceae. Bases 1 to 744 code for a protein of 247 amino acids.